AUUUCUCAUUUCAGGGAAAAUUAUUCUGGAAAAUCUCGGUUCAAGACUACUAGCAACAGCCUGAUUCACAAGAAAUAGAUGGCCAUUUUACAUAACACUGCUUUUACGUAAUUUUGCAAAUUAGAUAUCCAUAAAUAGCGUUGUAUUAACGUUUCUUUUAGAGCUCCUCGGUGGAGUUGAGAUCUCUUUUAUCUUCUCCUUUUUUUUUCCAUUGAUGUGUGGAUGAUUUAAAAUAUCGCAAGUUUCAAGAGAUUACCAUGAGCCGGAGACUAAUGUCGUUCUCUUAGACUGAUUCUCGAACAACUCGAGAAUAUUGACAUGGACCUUUUUUUAACAUAAUUGUAGAGGAAACCCUGAAAGUAUUUAAAAUCUGUUACAUGUAAUAUCCCCACCGCAGUCACUGACCUACAACAGGACUCAUCAUCUAAUACUCCUCGACCUCAGCCCAUCGAAACCUAAUAUGAUAUGAUACCCUAAAAUAGCUUUUGCAUACCAGACUGGAAGAAAUUUCUCAUCCCGGAUUUCUGAUUCCUUUCAUGUUGCGUCUUAGUAUACUCUUAGUAUAGGAUUUCAAGCUUAUUGAAUCGAGUCACAACGAAUCGAGCUCUUGGUCAGUAGCGAGCCUAAAGAAUGUCUUCCAAAGAUCGUAGUUUAUCAGUGAGCCCUGGUACAGUGUUGUCUGUGUUCUGUUUGCUUCUUUACUCCGCUGGAUUCAUCAGGAACGAGUUAAAGUUUGGUGAUUACAAUCAAAGGUUGAUGGCUGUCGAGGAAGUCAUUCCAAAGCUGAAAGAGGACAAUGACGAAAUGGGAAAGGCUUCGAAUAAUGAAGCUCCCACAAACAGUGAAUCUAAACUGCUAAGAUUCAAACGAGUUAUUUCCAGUUCCACUUCUUCUAAUGACUCAGGUUUCAUAAAAGAAGCCCUGGAAGAUAUAGUUAUCACAAGUUUAAAGAUUUGCCAAAAACGUGGAAACUUCAACGUCUGCCCACGUGGACGGCCGGGACCUCCGGGGAGAGCUGGAACCCAAGGCAUCAAAGGCAAAGAAGGGAGGAGGGGUAGGAAAGGUUCCCAAGGAAUUAUGGGACCGCCUGGUAAAAGUGGAAAACAAGGAAUUAUGGGACCACCGGGGAUUAGAGGAGAAAAAGGAAUUAAAGGAGAUAUCGGACCAUCGGGUAUCCCAGGGAUUAAAGGUGAACCCGGAGAAUCUAUUUCUGCACCAAAAGUGACCAUUUCUCCGGCCUCGCAACUGACUGUCAACGAAAGCAGCACUGCUGUUUUCUCUUGCUCGGUAUCUGGGAAUCCGACAGCGAAUUUAACUUGGACCAAAAUGAGUGGAUCGUUACCUAGCGACAGGGCCAAAGUGACGUCAGAUGGCCUGCUGCGGAUAAAAGAUGUUCGGCUAGAGGAUGCUGGGAAAUACAGAUGCAUGGCGAGAAAUCUUCUGGGGAAUGAUGAAAAAGUUGCAACUCUCAUCGUACAAAGUAGGUUACAAAAUUAUAUACUUUAUCUCUUUCCUAACCAUAACUUUCUUGAAAGAAGAUAUGCUAGAAACAUACAAAGACAAACUUUUCUUGGCGCAAAUAGUGUGUAGGUUAAAGAAAUCCAAAUGUCUUACUCGGGACCGCUUUUUCGUCUUCGAAGAGGCUUACCAGCUUCCUGAUGUCUGCUUCACCGUACCUACGAGAAAACAUGUUAGAAAUGAGCCCGGGAUGCGCCAUCGAUCUGUGAUGAUUUUUUUCAGUAUGGAAUCUCGCAAAUAUUUAACUAAAAGAAACAAAAUAAUCUAGGGCACUUGAGUGAUAUGAACUACUGAUAAUUUUUUAGACAAAAUGAAAAAAAAACAAUUGUAAAAUUAAUUAUGUAUUUCUAUUUUUUUU
Molecule: messenger RNA, 1876 nt
Organism: Orbicella faveolata
Lineage: Eukaryota; Metazoa; Cnidaria; Anthozoa; Scleractinia; Merulinidae
Source: RefSeq, a predicted model, not a curated record